Paramecium octaurelia is the source of this 1068-nucleotide messenger RNA. Lineage: Eukaryota; Ciliophora; Oligohymenophorea; Peniculida; Parameciidae. The record is from the annotation of a GenBank genome assembly.
AUGUAAUAAUAAUAUUAGGAUGCUGAGUAUUUUAGAAAAAAAGAUGAAUGUCGUUUGAGGUCCUUUAAAAGGCUCAAAGAUCAAAUUGAAAAUAAAUGUAAUAUUGUCAAAGGAAGAAGUAGAGAGAUUACUGUCAAAAAAAAACUUAAGCCUUAUAAAUCACUAGAAACUAAAUUUUAAGAACACUCAGACACUUUUCGUACUCGAUUUGUGAACUCGCAAUUUUCGAACAUUAUCAAUGAAGUAAGCCACACUUGUGAGGAUAUUGUAUCGAGUAUAUCGAGAAUCAAAAAUGAGGAUAGAUAACGUAAUCGUGACAUUCAAGCUUUACUGAAAAAAAUAGAUAAUCCUUCUGAACUCAACAUCACCAGAUGGCAGACUGAUAGCAAAUAUAUAGAAAUAAAAGAAGAACUGAUAAAAAUGCAAUAAGAAUAAGGAUUACCCGAUUAUUGCAAAUUUUGCUUAAUAAACAGUAAAGAUUCAAUGAAGAGGAUGAACAGAUCCAAUCAGGAAAUUAAGGAAACGAGACUCUUGUUUUAGAUGAAGGAUAAAUUAACACCUAAUUAAUUGAAAAAGUACAUGGAACAGUUAUUGAAGAAAUAUCAGAGAAUCCAAUAGAAUCAGGAAUUGGAACCCAAUGGAGUGGGAUGGAAACUCAAAACCAAGUUGUAACCAUAUCAAAGUAGUGAUGAUUGGGUUGUUAUUCGAGAACAUAUGUUGGAGAAGAAGUAACCAUCAAUGCAAGACAAGAUGAAGAAGGCAGAGAAGACAUUUAAACGACAUUUACAUGAGUAGAAAUAUAGAGAUGCAGCCUUUAAGUAAUUGAAAUCCUAGAAUGAAGCAAUUUUAUAAUUCGAGAAGCGAGUGUUCAAAACAGAACCAGAAGAAGAUCUGAAGGAGCAAUUUCAGAUUAGACUCCAAGAUGCUAAAUGGUUUUGUGAAGAGAAUGCUAAAAAGAUUGACAAUUGCAAAACUGAUCUGAAAUAACAAUUAUACUAAAUAAAACGAGAACAUGAUCGAAUCUAUAAAAACGAAAACAACUAUAUAAAUCGACUACUCUCUUCGUGA